AUGCUAUCUCGACUCGCGCCUCGAGCGGCGAUUCGUACGGCUUUCCAGGCACAGAAGUCGACGCCACAUUUGCUUCGCGCAGCUCCCAUCACAUCCCUGUUCGGAGACCGGAUAUCACAACGGAGAGGAUAUGCCACGCCUGCUGAGGAGAGAGACUUAGUAAUCAUCGGCGGUGGUGUGGCGGGCUAUGUCGCCGCCAUAAAAGCAGGGCAGGAGGGUCUGAAGGUAGCAUGCAUAGAGAAACGUGGCUCCCUCGGCGGCACCUGUCUGAACGUUGGCUGCAUCCCGUCCAAAUCCCUCCUCAACAAUUCCCACCUCUAUCACCAGAUCCUCCACGAUUCCAAACAUCGCGGUAUCGAAGUCGGCGAUGUUAAGCUCAAUCUCAAGCAGAUGAUGAGCGCCAAGGAGACCUCCGUCAACGGCCUGACGAAGGGUAUCGAAUUCCUGUUCAAGAAGAACAAUGUCGAGUAUAUCAAGGGUACCGGUGCAUUUGCGGACGAGCACACGAUUGCGGUAAACCUCGUGGAUGGUGGAGAGACGAGUGUAAGGGGCAAGAACAUCUUCAUCGCGACUGGAAGUGAAAGCACACCGUUCCCAGGUUUGACGAUCGAUGAGAAGAAGGUCAUUACAUCAACUGGUGCCAUUGCAUUGGACAAGGUGCCUAAGAAGAUGAUCGUGAUCGGUGGCGGUAUUAUCGGUCUGGAAAUGGCUUCCGUCUGGAGCAGGUUAGGUGCCGAUGUCACAAUUGUAGAGUUCUUGGGCCAGAUCGGUGGACCAGGUAUGGAUGCCGAGAUCGCAAAGAACACCCAGAAGAUCUUUGCGAAGCAGGGCAUGAAGUUCAAGCUCAACACCAAGGUUGCCGGUGGAGACGACAGCGGAGACCUAGUCAAGCUCAACCUGGAAGCUGCCAAGGGUGGAAAGGAGGAGACCGUCGAAGCAGACGUAGUCCUAGUAGCCAUCGGCCGUCGCGCCUACACCUCCGGCCUGGGUCUCGAAAAUAUCGGUCUCGAAACCGAUGACCGCGGCCGCCUAGUAAUCGACAGCGAAUACCGGACCAAGAUUCCUCACAUCCGCGUGAUUGGCGACUGUACCUUUGGCCCCAUGUUAGCGCACAAAGCCGAGGAGGAAGCCGUUGCCGCGGUGGAGUUCCUGACCAAGAACUACGGACAUGUGAAUUAUAACGCCAUCCCGAGUGUAAUGUACACCCAUCCCGAAGUCGCCUGGGUCGGUCAGAACGAAGCCGAGCUAAAAGAGGCCGGUGUAAAGUACAAGGUUGGCUCCUUCCCAUUCUCCGCCAACUCCCGAGCGAAAACGAAUCUGGAUACGGAGGGUAUGGUGAAGUUCCUUGCGGACGCGGAGACGGAUAGGAUUUUGGGUGUGCACAUUAUCGGGCCUAACGCGGGAGAGAUGAUUGCUGAGGGGACGUUGGCGUUGGAAUAUGGAGCGAGUACGGAGGAUGUUGGACGAACGAGCCAUGCGCAUCCCACGCUGGCUGAGGCGUUCAAGGAGGCUGCGAUGGCUACUUAUGGCAAGGCUAUCCAUUAUUAG
Recurvomyces mirabilis is the source of this 1548-nucleotide messenger RNA. RefSeq names its product dihydrolipoamide dehydrogenase precursor (gene LPD1). The transcript is spliced from 4 exons. NCBI's taxonomy places the organism in Eukaryota, Fungi, Ascomycota, Dothideomycetes, Mycosphaerellales, Teratosphaeriaceae. Gene Ontology annotation, molecular function: dihydrolipoyl dehydrogenase (NADH) activity; flavin adenine dinucleotide binding. Bases 1 to 1548 code for a protein of 515 amino acids. Gene Ontology annotation, cellular component: mitochondrion; oxoglutarate dehydrogenase complex. The record is from RefSeq and is a predicted model, not a curated record.